AUGCCUCUCAGCAGAGCGUCGCUGGGCUUCCUCGGCCUGUUCUUCACGGCCGGUGCCAUCCUGCUCAUCUUCUUCACACUCUUGGGCGGAGCGCGCAACAGCACACCAUUGAAUGAGGUGUACUUCCUCCAGGCCGACACGGGCAAUAUCCCUGGAGCUCCGGCAACCUCGCGUUGGACGUUCUGGAACCUUUGCAGUGUGAACUCCAAUGGUCGCAAUGACUGCGGAAGCACGCACGUCGACUUCCCCCUCGACCCCCCAAGCAGCCGUAACUUCGGCACUACCGUGAAUGUUCCUCCUGAGUUCAUCGGAACCAACCACUACUUCUUGACGUCUCGGUUCAUGUUCCCCUUCAUCAUCAUCGGCCUCUUCUUCACCACUCUCUCCCUCUUCACGGGCCUGCUGGCCAUGUGCACGCGCUUUGGUAGCUACUUGUCUGGUUUCCUCGCGUGGCUGGGCCUUACCUUCCAGACAAUCACUACCUGCCUUAUGACCGCCGUCUUUGUUCAGGGUCGGAAUGCCUUCAACCGUAACGGCCAGAGCUCGAAGGUUGGUACCAAGGCUUACGCCUUCAUGUGGACCGCGACGGUCUGUCUAUUCCUCUCCUGCCUGCUAUACUGCAUCGGCGGUACGGUCGGUCGUAAGGAUAGUGGCUACAGCGGACGCAAGGAGCGCCGCCGUGGAUUCUUCUCUUCUGCCCGUUCCAACAGCGUGAAGAGCCAGAAAAAGGAGCAGCCAUCCCUCGCUUAA
Molecule: messenger RNA, 750 nt
Organism: Penicillium daleae
Lineage: Eukaryota; Fungi; Ascomycota; Eurotiomycetes; Eurotiales; Aspergillaceae
Product: SUR7/PalI family protein
Exons: 4
Coding region: 1-750 (249 amino acids)
Biological process (GO): endocytosis; cortical actin cytoskeleton organization; septin cytoskeleton organization
Cellular component (GO): membrane raft; cell cortex; plasma membrane
Source: RefSeq, a predicted model, not a curated record